Molecule: messenger RNA, 6299 nt
Organism: Anopheles funestus (African malaria mosquito)
Lineage: Eukaryota; Metazoa; Arthropoda; Insecta; Diptera; Culicidae
Exons: 2
Coding region: 891-2810 (639 amino acids)
Biological process (GO): proteolysis
Molecular function (GO): aspartic-type endopeptidase activity
Source: RefSeq, a predicted model, not a curated record
CAGCAGGAAAAGUUCAUAUCAGAAAUUUGGCAAACAGCACGCUGCAAGGAUCCCGUGAAUGUGGAACAGAUUAGUGAUGUGCUGGCGGGCCAGAUCAAAGACUUUCGUUUCAAUCCUGAAGAGAGUGUCACUUUCACAGGAUGGUUUUCACGAUAUGAAGACCUUUUUGAGAAGGAUGCGCAUAAACUGGAAGACGAUGGGAAGGUGCGAUUGCCGCUGAGGAAGCUUGGUUUACCCGAGCACGAACGAUACACGAGCUAUGUGCAUGAUGCCCAGUAAGCCUAAGGAUUUCAAUUUUGCCGAGACGGUGAGUAAGUUGAAAUCGCUUUUUGGUCCCCGUGAGUCGGAGGUGAGCAAACGGUUUAAGUGUCUUCAACUGCAAAAGACAAAGCUGGAGGAAUAUGUGGCAUUUAGCUGCCGAGUAAAUAAAAGUGUGGUGGAAUCCGAACUCGCGGUGUUAACGGAAGAACAACUGAAGUGUUUUUUAUUCGUGUGCGGGUUAAAGGACGAUAGCGACGCCGAAGUAAGAUUGCGAUUGCUUAAGCAGAUUAGAGGAAACGGAUCAAUCACAUUGCCCCAGUUAGUCGAGGAAUGUCAACAGAUUGUUGAUUUAAAGGGAGCCACCGUAAUGAUCGAGGGCGAGAACAAGGAGGUAAACGUCGUGAAAGACGGGAAACGAGAGCGAAUUGCUCAAAAGUGGCAAAAUAACCGCGUGGAACAAGGAGCACAGCGUAAAGCCAGUAUACCCGUGAUAAAGUGUUGGCUUUGCGGGGAACGACAUUAUGCUCGGAAGUGUGCUUAUGGCGGUUACAGGUGCAAGCAAUGUUACAAGUAUGGCCACAAGGAAGGUCAUUGUACUGUAGCCGAACGCUAUAAGAAAUCAAAAUCGUAUGGUAAAGUAUCGAACGGUUGUAGUUAAUAGGGUCAUGAGCAAAGGCAAAAGUCAUGUGAGCGUGAUGCUAAAUGGCGAAUCCGUAAAGAUGAUGGUGGACACUGGUGCAGAUAUUUCAAUAAUUUCGAGAGACCAAUGGCGAAAAAUCGGCGAACCGCCAUUGCGUCCACCAUCCGUGAAAGCAAAGACGGCGUCGGGUAACACACUGUGUGUCAUAGGUGAAUUUUGUGCACAGUUAACUUUGAAGCAACAAACGGAAAAUUGUGUAGUGCGAGUCACUGAAGAACAAUUAAUGUUGCUAGGUGCAGAUAUGAUGGAUGUUUUCGGGUUGUGGGAUGUACCGCUGGCGUCGGUGCGUAAUAGUGUGUGUGUAGCAACCCAGAGCAUGGAGUCUAUUAGAAAGGAGUUCGAAGGCCUAUUUUCCCAUGAUUUGGGACAUUGCAAGAAGGCGAAAGUGAGGAUGGAGCUGAAAGAAGAUGCUGUUCCCGUAUUUCGGCCAAAACGACCAGUUUCUUCUGCGAUGCGCCCGGCAAUAGCAGAAGAAUUAGAUCGGCUGGAAAAAGUGCGCAAGGCUAAUGGGAGUAUACGCAUAUGUGGAGAAUACUCCACAAGGUUAAAUAAUGCCCUCCAGCACCACCAGUACCCGUUUCCGUUGCCGGAAGAGAUUUUCUCAACGUUGGCGAAUUCAUCGAUGUUCAGUCAGAUAGACCUCACCGAUGCCUUUCUUCAGGUCGAAGUGGAACAAGAGUGCAGAGAACUGCUAACAGUAAACACACAUCGAGGAUUGUAUGCCUACAAUCGACUGCCGCCGGGGGUGAAGGUUGCACCAGGUGCCUUUCAGCAGUUAAUGGAGACCAUGCUGGCUGGACUAAAGGACGUUGCAGUGUAUCUGAACGAUAUAGUCAUCGGCGGAGCUGAUGAACACACCCACUUGAUGAACCUUCGUGCAGUGCUAGCGAAGCUGCGGGAGUAUGGAUUCAAAAUCAGACCAGAGAAGUGUAAUUUUAUGCAAAAACAGAUUAAAUAUCUUGGUCACAUUUUAGAUUGCGAAGGUCAACGCCCGGAUCCCUCUAAGAUAGAAGCGAUCGUGAAUAUGCCCACACCGAAGAAUCCAUCCGAGGUACGUUCAUUCUUAGGGGCGAUAAACUAUUACGAGAAGUUUGUGCCCCAGAUGAGGAAUCUGCGUUAUCCGCUGGAUGACUUGCUUAAGAAAGACGGACAUUGGCAAUGGAGUCCGGAAUGUCAACAAGCCUUCGAAACGUUUAAGCGGAUACUGAGUUCAGAUCUUCUGUUGACAUACUACGAUCCGAGGAAGCCGAAUAUUGUAGCGGCCGAUGCAUCAUCAGUGGGUAUAGGAGCCACGAUUAGCCACAAAAUGUCGAACGGAACUAUAAAAAUAAUUCAGCAUGCAUCCUGCGCCCUAACAAAAACGGAAAUGGGUUACAGCCAACCAGAUCGCGAAGGAUUGGCGCUAAUAUAUGCGGUUACUAAGUUCCACCGAAUGAUUUUCGGACGACGAUUUACAUUGCAAACCGAUCUUCCACCCUUGCUGCGAAUUUUUGCCUCGCGAAUGAGAAUACCAGUUUAUACGGCGAAUAGAUUGCAACGUUGGGCUUUAACACUGCUGAUGUACGAUUUUAAAAUUGAAUAUGUGUCAACGGAGAAGUUCGGAAAUGCCGACGUACUGUCUCGCUUGAUAGCGAACCAUCAGAAACCGGAUCCGGAAUACGUGAUUGCGAGUGUCGAAACAGAAAGGGAUGUGCGGGCCGUGAUAGGCAGUAUAACGCAAAUAAUGCCACUGACGUUUGGAGAAGUCUUGCGUGAAACUAACAAAGACCCUUUACUAAGAGAGGUACGAGACUUUGUGCUACACGGUUGGACAAAGAAGAAGGUAGAAAAGUUAGAGCUGCGAAUAUAAUCCACUGGAGUGGGAUUCACUCGAAGACGCGAUAUUUUUUAGAAGUUUUAAAGGAGACUGAAACGCGGAUACGACCGUUCUUGUUGCGUUGUAACUUGUAAGUGCCUUUAUUAAAAUUUUCGUUUCUUAUAUACUAAAAAUUAGUUGUGAGAAAUGGAGGUAAGAGUGAGAUGGGUAAUUAGAAAGAGAUAGUUUCCUUUUGGAUAACGUUGUCCUAGAUGCCUUAUCCUGGCAUAUGUUUACAUGAGUUCUGGGUAGGCAUUCUAAGGCUGUACCAAUAUCUCACACGCAUUUCGGUACAUGUGGUAUCACUUAAGUUGUGUACCCUUGUCUCGUUUUACUUUCCUCGGUUAUAGUUUGACCGUAUGCAGUUAUGCUGCCUUUGCUUAUUGCCGGGUAAUAUGUUUUUUUGUCAAGUGCUUCGUCCUUUUUGGACGUUUUAUGAUAUUGCCUGAAACUAUGAUCAUGUUACGUAACGUAUGAAGUGGUGUAGCAUGCUAAUGCUAAACAGUUAUCAUCAAUUUAUCAAAUCAGCAAAACCAAGACAGUACACAGGUCAGUGUCCAUUACGCAACAACCAGACACAAAUAAAAUAAUUAAAGCAUGAAUGUUGACCAAUGAACGCAAGUAACCCAUCACAUAGCCAAGAACACAAUAUCAGCAGAUUCCGCAGUUUUAAUCGAGCGCGCGACAACAGACGCGAACACCUUUAGCGCCAACAUGAAAACAUAUCAGCGCACGCUUCCAGCGUAUGAUGCAAUGCAAUGCAAUAUGAUACCAAUAAAAAACAUGUACAGACAAGCUCAUGCGAAAGCGCAAGUUCGGACAGGUAGCGCGGCAGUGUAACCGGACACAAUUGUUUUCGACAAGAACCUUUAGUUCUUGUCUUCAUACAGAGAGGUUAUUAUACGCAAAUUUGUCAAUUCAACAUAUUCAUCAACCCAAGAAAAAACUUGUAGACGACUUGACCCAAAUUGUAAAUACUGAAUAGAACAAAUAACAUAACAAAACCCAAAUACCAAUGUAAUGAAUAAAGCUGCCUCCGUUCCGAUGAGAAUCAGUUGAUGGUCUAUGAUGGACAUCAAUGAAACUAUAACCUGAGUUCGUUUGUCUUUACGCCGUUUCGGCGAUUCAUAUCCCUUCCGUAUAUUACAUGACGACCGAUUACGUAUAUUACAGUGGGUAAGGAUUUGGGAUCUUUUUAUGUUAACGUUGCAUAUGGUCCUUGAGAUGCAUCGGUAUGUAAUUGCGCUUACGUUUUCUCAUAGAACAUUAUUUUGACCUGAAAGCUGAGAUUACACACAUGGCUUUUCUAGGAUGUCAACAUGUUAAUGUUGGUAGAACAUUAUUUGACCUGAAAGCUGAGAUUAACCACAUGUCUUUUCUAGGAUGUUAAUACGUUUAUAUUGCGUAGCUAUUUCAAAUUCCCUUUCUUACGAUAGUUCGAAUUCUCACGCGUACGCUUUGAAUUUUGUCGCAUACGUAACAGUAGAUAUGAACCUAAGUUGGCCAGGCGAUCCCGCGUAGCGUCCUGUUUAUUUAGAACGGCGUACCAUUCUUUAUUCAUUUUCCUUCUCGAACCUAUUGCCUGUGCUACGUUCGUCUUGAUCGACGUCGAGUCUAAUCUAUGGCUUGUAAUUCUCUUAAAUGAUCAUAUAAUAGUUUGAAAUGUAUUUGAAAAACGUGAAUUAGAACGAUUGACUGUUGCGUUCACAACAGCGAAACUUCCAAGUCAGAAGCGAGUCCUUGUCCACAGUAAACGGAUGUUUACUUUUUGGUGAGAGGUUAGUGAUUCCUGGACCUCAGAGGAAGAAAUGCUUGCAGCAGUUACAUGACGGUCAUCCUGGCAUGGAUAAAAUGAAGGCGCUUGCUAGAAGUUAUGUAUAUUGGCCCGGAAUAGACCGUGAUGUCGAGGAAAAUGUCCGAAGAUGCCAACAAUGUGCAGCAGUUGCUAAGACACCAGUUCAUAGUAAUUCAAUCUCAUUGCCAGAAUCAACUGCUCCGUGGCAGCGAGUACAUGUGGACUACGCUGGCCCUAUCGACGGAACGUAUUAUUUGCUUAUAAUUGAUUCGUUCUCUAAAUGGCCGGAGAUAGUGGCGACUACAACGAUGACAUCAAACGCAACCAUUAAGAUACUACGGGGUCUGUUCAGUCGUUUUGGAAUGCCGAAUGUAUUAGUGAGCGACAAUGGGUUGCAGUUUACCAGUGCGGAUUUUGAAAUGUUUUGUACAACCAACGGGAUUGAGCAUCUGCGCACGGCCCCCUACCAUCCGCAGUCAAACGGACAGGCGGAAAGAUUUGUAGAUACGUUUAAGCGAGCGUUGAGGAAAAUGGAGGAGGAAGGUAGGACAGAACAAGAAGCUUUAGAUAUCUUCCAAAUGACAUAUCGUAGUACGCCACACAAGCAGUUGGAUAGGAAACAAUCUCCUGCGGAGUUGAUGUUUGGUCGUAGAAUGCGUACGUGUAUGGAACUUUUGCGAUCACCGAUCAAAUUAGGCAGAUGUGCGAAAGACAGUAAAUGCUUAAGGGAAUACCAACAAAAUGAUAAAGUGUACGCGAAGCAAUAUUUACGUAAUAAGUGGAAGUGGGUUCCCGGCACAGUAAAGAAACGAUUAGGUACGGUGAUGUAUGAGAUCAUAACGGAAGGUAACCGAUGGUUACGCGUUCAUAUUAACUAGCUGCGAACGCGAGUUCCUGAUGAUAGCCCGAGAAAGCCGAAUGAAACGAAUCGUUCGUUUCACAUGUUGGACGUGUUGCUGGACGCUUGGGGCAUAAAUAUAGAUGGAGUAACACCAAACAGAAAAGAGACCGUCGAACGCAACACACAGGUAGCUGGAUCACCUAAACUGGUAUCGCUGUCGACGUCCUCAGUUUCAUCAUCUCCAUCGUCGUCAUCAGAUUAUUUAUCAUCGCCGUCCUCAACAGAACAACGAUCGGCAAUAUCUCCAGGGUUUGCCACAGCCGACAGCGGAUCGUCGACGCCGGUACAGCCUCUACGUCGUUCUACGAGGAUUCGUAGACCGCCUCAGUGGAUUAAGCCAUACCGCCGAUAUUGAAAGGGGGAGAUGUUGUAUACGGCAAUCAGGGUUGCCUGCCCCUGGACCCGAAGCAGUGAGUGCCGCUCUUAGGAGACAGUGAUCGGUCUCCUAGUGAUGCGUGCUAGAUGGUCAGGGUGUGGGUCUUGUCUCGUCCUAGCCAGCAACCUAGCCGGUCGUUAUUGUAUCGUCAUUACCUUGUACUGUUGUGUGUAUUUUAAUUUAAUAAACUAAGAUUUGUUAAAAGAGCAAAAGAUCCAACAAAAAACUUUAAUAUUUCGUUAUAUUCAGCUAAUGGCACACUUUGAUGAUGCGUUUCCUAGUAUUUCCUUGCAGAACACUCCAGCCACUUGUAUCGACACCAAUUUUUUAAACCAUUUUGAUGGCUUGCUCGAAACCAUUCAGCAACAUGGUGAGAUUUCUCAAAGUUUUCCCGCUUUGCCAAGGGCAUUG